GUUUUGUUCCCGCCCUGUUGACUUCCGCCUGUCGGGUUAUUCCCGAGACUCAGUCAGGAUGGCUGCUGGGAUGGCUGUGUCUCGCGUACUCCGCGACCUGCUGACGCGACGGCUGGCAGCCCCAACCCAGCUGGGCUUCAACCUCAGCGUUCGCCCCCUGAGCUCCUCAGGACAGGAGAAGACCUCUCUAGCAGCCCCCUUGGAAGCCUCAGAUUACAACUAUGAGUCCCUUCAGGUGACAUCUGCCCACACACACGUUCUCCACGUGCAACUAAACCGGCCUGAAAAGAGGAAUGCCAUGAACAAGGCCUUUUGGAGGGAGAUGGUGGAAUGCUUUGAGAAGAUUGCAUGUGACCCUAACUGUCGAGCUGUGGUGAUCUCGGGUGCAGGAAAAAUGUUCACCUCAGGUAUUGAUCUCGUGGACAUGGCUUCGGGUCUCCUACAGCCCAAAGGAGAUGAUGCAGCCCGUAUCAGCUGGUACCUCCGUGAUCUUAUCACCAGGUACCAGAAAACCUUCAGCGUCAUUGAGAAGUGCCCCAAGCCUGUGAUUGCUGCUAUCCACGGGGGAUGCAUUGGUGCCGGUGUGGAUCUCAUCACUGCCUGUGACAUCCGGUACUGUGCCCAGGAUGCUAUCUUCCAGGUCAAGGAGGUGGACGUGGGCCUGGCCGCUGAUGUGGGGACGCUGCAGCGGCUCCCCAAGGUCAUCGGGAACCAGAGCCUGGUCAACGAGCUGGCCCUAACCGCCCGCAAGAUGAUGGCCGACGAGGCGCUGAGCAGCGGGCUGGUCAGCCGCGUGUUCCCAGACAAGGAGCCCAUGCUGGACGCCGCCAUCGCCCUGGCGGUCGAGAUAUCCAGCAAGAGCCCGGUGGCCGUGCAGAGCACUAAGAUCAACCUGCUCUACUCCCGCGACCAUCCAGUGGACCAGGCCCUAGACUACAUGGCCUCCUGGAACAUGAGCAUGCUACAGACCCAGGACAUCGUCAAGUCCGUCCAGGCCGCCAUGGAGAAGAAGGACAUGAAAAGUGUCACCUUCUCCAAGCUCUGAGGGCCUUGGGGACACAUGCUCUGGCCCAAGGCCAGGCCUGUGCCACCUCGCGCCUGUCUGGUUUUCUAGAGAAGAAGGAUCGGUCGAGGUGGGCCUCUAGUGCCUUCUCACGCAGCCUCCGGGUUUAUUGCUUUAUGACACGGUUCCUUGCCUUAUUUCAAUGCCAAGAAUAAAGUUCGGG
This is a messenger RNA of Castor canadensis (American beaver), 1226 nucleotides long. It is a transcript of the gene Ech1, whose product is annotated as enoyl-CoA hydratase 1. Lineage: Eukaryota; Metazoa; Chordata; Mammalia; Rodentia; Castoridae. Gene Ontology annotation, molecular function: delta(3,5)-delta(2,4)-dienoyl-CoA isomerase activity. The record is from RefSeq and is a predicted model, not a curated record. Gene Ontology annotation, cellular component: mitochondrion.